Messenger RNA from Vespa velutina, 2756 nucleotides. RefSeq names its product protein PTHB1 (gene BBS9). Lineage: Eukaryota; Metazoa; Arthropoda; Insecta; Hymenoptera; Vespidae. The transcript is spliced from 12 exons. Bases 101 to 2617 code for a protein of 838 amino acids. The record is from RefSeq and is a predicted model, not a curated record. Gene Ontology annotation, cellular component: BBSome; membrane. Gene Ontology annotation, biological process: cilium assembly.
UCGUAGUAGUCCAAAGUAAAAGUAAGAUUUCGUUGUAUCGUAUAUUAAUGUUGUAUCGUACGCGUGACUUUUGUUAUCGAACGAUUGAAAAUUAAAUAAAAUGUCAUUAUUUAAAACGAAAGAAUGGUGGAGAACGAAAUGUGGAUCAAACGAAACGUUCGAUCGAUCGAGUCUCCUUGUGGUUUCUUUAUUUGAAGACGACAAAAAGGAUUGCGUUGUAAUUGGCAGUCAUCAAGGAUAUUUAAGGAUAUAUAAUUUAUCAUCUCAAUGGCAGGACGAAACAAAAUCUUCGACGGGUUACAAAUCUAUCGAUCUUAUGAUCGAAACAAAACUCGGUGAUUGUAUCGUCGACAUAAAGGCGGGAAAAUUAGUAUCUGGUUCCCAAGAUACUCGUCUGGCAGUAUUAACAUCGAGCAAGCUCAUAGUUUACACGGUUACAUUGACAAAGGGAUCUAUCGAACAUGGAGAUCAAUGUAAUCUGGAAAUUGCUUACGAACACAGAUUACCACGCUUUCCAGCAUCCCUCGUAGUUGGUCCAUUCGGUGGUGUACGUGGCAGAGACUUCUUAUGCGUUCAAUGCUUGGACGGAACUUUAUUCUUUUACGAGCAAGAAGCUUAUGCCUUCAGUCAACUUCUAAGGAAUCGUCUGUUGCCCGAACCGAUCGUUUACAUUUCGCGGAACGACGUCUUCGUCACUUCGAAUUGCUCGUGGAUCCUCGAAUGCUACAGGUAUCAAAAUAUAGCAGAGUUUGGAAGAAAUCAAAAGGAUGGAGAAACGAAGAACGAAGCGACGAAGAGCUUGGAACCAGAAUGGAGUUACAACAUAGGAGAGGCUGUAGUCGAUAUCGGUGCUGUUACCUUGAGCAGUUUCGAGAUCGGGAUCGUCGUUCUCGGGGAGAAAAAUCUUUACUGCUUCAAGGACACUGGUGCUUCGUUAAAGUACACAAAAAGGCUCGACUACAAAGCACUUUGUUUUCACGCUUACGUCAUAGAACCGGAUGGGAAACUGAUGGUGUUCGUAAUUGCCGAUACAAGCACCUUGAUGAUUUACGAGGGUACAACUCUCAAGUGGUCGGCACAGCUACCGUUCGUUCCGGUAGCCGUAACUAGAGCACAUUUUCAGUAUCUGGAUGGUUUAAUCGUUAUACUCUCGGAGGAAGGACAAUUGGAGGCCUGUUAUUUAGGAUCGGAACCUUCUCUUUUCAUAGCACCGGCUGUUCAUCGACGUGGAUUUGAUUAUAUAGCUGCGGAAGAGGAAUUGUUAGAAUUACGUAGAAAAUUGAAGGAGAUGAAACUUUCGGGCGAUCAACUUGCGGUAACACCUGUAACGGAUAUGGAAUUGCUCGUUAACGUCAACAUUUCUCCCGAUCUGGAACCUUGUCCUUUCGUUGAUAAAGAAUCGAAGGAGGAUCAAGAGAUACGACAAUUGUCUAUGUGCAGGGCAACCAUAGAAUUGUCAUCUUACACAACACUUUACGGUGUGCAAGUUUGCAUCGACGUGUCGAAACCAUUCGUCUCUACGAUCACUUAUCGUGUCAUUCAAAAUCUCUGCGAAAAACACGUCGUUCAAACGUUGAUUUAUCCAAAUGGAAAUUUACCUAUUAUGUCAUCCGAAGUUAAAAUCACUGCUACGUACGAGAACGAUCGUGGGAAUUUUCGAAUAAUACAAAAGACGACGGAGUUGCCCUUAAAAUUGAUGUUGAGAGCUUGCCCGCCCGAAAACACAUCGACCUUCACCGUUAUCAUAAAGUGCAAUGAGUCGCUCGUAGGAUUCAAUCAGCUCUUUCCGGAAUUUAGCGUAGAUCAUCUUCGAAAACAGAAUUGGAAUAUGUUGGGUCUACAGCACAUUCAAACUGGACACGUAGUGACAAUAGUUUCCGGUAGUACAAGCAACCGAUAUCGAGUGCAGUCGAACGACGGUCUAUCGAUGUCCUUGGUGGUGCAGCAGCUGGUUAACAGGCUCAAGGACAAGUCGACAGGAAGGCUCGCAGCAUCCAUAAGCCAGCAUCACGUGCAACUGGUGCACGUGCAGAUGGAACUUCACUUUCUAUGUCGGCAGGAAGUUGAUCGAAUAAACACCGAACUAGCUUUGCUGAUGACCCAGUUAAGAAAUAUCGAAAAAAGGAUGUUAAGAGCUGCGAGAGAGAGGAACAGCCGAUCUUUAAACGCUACAGGGUUAUCCUUCCUCUUAAGCUCGACGUAUAAUGCGAUCUCCGGACUUCUUGAUGAUCUUGCGGCGGCUCAAAUGAAACGAGAGCAUGCCAGGCAUGGUUUGCACUGCGCGCUGAGGUUGCUGCUCCUGCUCUUGCGGCUUAACGUAAAUAACGAUAAGUAUACGAUUCUGGAGUCGGCGAUCGGAUUCGAGGCACAGCUGCGUGACGAAGUCAAUUGGGAAGAAGUUGCGGAUGCUGGUUUAGCUGUUUUCUUAAGAUCUGUCUCGAAGAAACAAACCAACAAUACGGAGAACAAAUCAUUUUCAUGGAAUAAAUUCACGUCGAUGAAAGAUAUAGCCAAAUUGAAGAAACGUUUGACACAUGCCGUGGAACGAUUGGAUGAUUGUAAAGAGUCCGGUAUCGAUGAGAACGAAACUGAAAGUGGUAACUUCAAUUUCUUAUAACGACAUCAUUGAAAUUCGAUUUGACGUUUAGGAGAGAAAAUAAGAAAAAAGAAAAAAGAAAAAAAAAAAAAAAGAGAAAAAUAUCAGAAGAAAAGCAAUAAAAAAGAAAAAAAAAAGAAAAAAAAAAUAAAAAAAGAAA